AUGCGCAGCGACUAUGUGAGCACGAUCUGUCCGCUUCUCUUCCGCUUCGUCCUGCAUCCCGACCCUGCGAUCUCGCAAGCCGCCUGCUAUGGUCUCGGAGUGUGCGCUAAGUUGACUUCACCGGAGACGGACAAGGAGACGAGCGAUGCCCUCUGCCAGGGCUUCGCCACGUUGCAGCAGGCCACCAUCAAGUGGCACGCCCGAGCACAACGGUCGCGAGAGGACACGGGCGACUCCAAGACACCUGAGCAAUGGGUGUGCGACAACACCCUGAGCGCGCAGGCCAAGGUCUUCUGCAAGCACUACUACAACAUGCCUAAUCUCACCGGAGCAAUCGACGCGUGGUUGGAGUAUCUGCCUUUGCGAGCAGAUACCCUGGAGAUGGUGGAGGUACUCGAAAUACUCUGUGGCUUCAUCCGAAGUGAGAACCCGCACGUGCGAAUUUUCAUCACGAGCAGACGUAUGACGGUGGCGCGGGCGCUGGUGGUGCAGCUGCGCAAGUUCAAUCGCAUGGUGAAGGUCGCCGAUCACAUCGAGAGGCUCGUGCCCCUCCUGCCCUUCAUCAACCAGUACAUCCAGCAGACUCUGGGCUAG
Molecule: messenger RNA, 594 nt
Organism: Acanthamoeba castellanii str. Neff
Lineage: Eukaryota; Discosea; Longamoebia; Acanthamoebidae
Product: HEAT repeat domain containing protein
Exons: 5
Coding region: 1-594 (197 amino acids)
Source: RefSeq, a predicted model, not a curated record